AUGGGCUGGGUUCCGCGGCGUUCUCGCGUGAGGAGAGGCGCGAGGCUCAGCCUCAACAAUUCCCUCGUUGCCCUCUCUCGCCUUGGAACAAGACGUGGCGGCGUCCCUGCCUUCUCUGCGCUGGGCUGUCAUGAGCUUUUUCCUGCGAUACAGUGGAUACAGUUCGCCGUGGCUACUCUGAGUGUUAUAGGUUCCAGUUCACUUAUCACCUACAUCGUGUUCCAGAACCCACAGAAGUCUGCAGAGGUAAAGUCACUCUUGUAUCUGAGCUUUUCUGACCUGCUCCUGGGAAUUUGCUGGCUCAUAAAGGCACUUCUCUAUGGAACCGCAGCAGCCCACAAGGACAGCAUCUGCUAUAACCUACAGACUGCGGGAGAGAUUUUCUACCUGGCCUCACUCCUCUUCACCGUCAGUUACAUCUGGUGUCUGUACUCGGAGCUGAGGAGGAAGCACAGCCCGAGCGAGCAGAGCACAGCUGCGCAGGUGACAGAUUACGCUUGCCAAGGUGGUUGUGUAAUGUUCCUUUUGUCAAGCCUGACACCUCUGCUGUUGAUGACGCCUGUGUUCUUUCUGGGCAACGUCAAUGAAUGUUUCCACAACUUCAGCCAGAGCCACAGGUGUAUGCUGAUGCACUCAGAGCCACUGCCCCCCACCAACACGUCUGUCUGCAGCACACUCUAUCUUUACGGUGUCACCGUUUUCCUGGCCAGCUUUUUCUUCAGCCUCCUCACCAUUGUGGUCUUACUCGUCCUCGCCCAGACGUUAUAUAAGAAGUUUGUGAAAUCGAUGGGCCUUCUGGAGAGCGAGCAGUGGGCAGUGAUCCACACGGUGGGUCAGCGAGUGCGUUUCUUCCCAGCGGCCUUUGUGUGCUGCUGGGGCCCAGCUGUCACACUGCUGAUCAUGAAGCUGACCAAGCCGCAGGAGACCUCCCUGCACGUGGCCCUCUCUGUGCUCCAGGCUCUUACAGCAGCGUCCCAGGGGCUGCUCAACUGUGGCAUUUAUGGCUGGACACAGUGCAAGUUCCAGCAGAUAAAGUGCGAGCCUCCCCGUGACGCAGACACUCAGACCCCACUGCUGUGCUCACAGAAGAGAGUUUAUAGCAGGGGCCCGAGCGCAUCGAGGCCUCCUCUUGCCUUUGCUUCCAGCUCUUCCACCAUUCUUUGAGCCUCUGGACUGCACCGUCAGGGAGUGAAUGUGUCCCAGGAGUGGACUCUCUGCUGGCCACACCCCAGACUGAUGGCCACACCCAGGCUGAUGGCCACACCCAGACUGAAGAGCUGAAAGGAAAUGUAGGGCCAUGGCCAGUAGCAAUUGUGGGCGAAUUCGGAAGGAACUCUCCAACUGCUCGUUCAGGGAGAUAUAGCCGCUUUCUAUCUAAGAGACUCAUUACUUUGACAAGUACUAGACUUAUUUACAUCUCUUGAAGAAAAAAUAAAUGUCAGGUUCAUAUGUAUGUGUGUCAUU
This is a messenger RNA of Rattus rattus (black rat), 1464 nucleotides long. It is a transcript of the gene Tmem116, whose product is annotated as transmembrane protein 116. The transcript is spliced from 12 exons. The record is from RefSeq and is a predicted model, not a curated record. NCBI's taxonomy places the organism in Eukaryota, Metazoa, Chordata, Mammalia, Rodentia, Muridae. Gene Ontology annotation, cellular component: plasma membrane. Gene Ontology annotation, molecular function: G protein-coupled receptor activity. The coding region runs from base 1 to 1164 and encodes 387 amino acids. Gene Ontology annotation, biological process: adenylate cyclase-activating G protein-coupled receptor signaling pathway.